AUGAUUAAACAACCAAUUAAUAAGAGAAGACGUUUUGUGGAAGAUAGUAAUGAUGCUUCUCACUCUACACUUGUAGAAAAAGCUGAAGAACCAACAGUUAAUGAUGAAACAUCAACAACAAUAUCGGAACCAACAAUUGAUGAAAAUAUUACAGCAACUGAUCGUUUGGAAUUUGAAAGAGGAUUAUCAAGAAGAAAGAGAAAAACUCUUAAAAAACAAGAAAAAUUUGAGAAAAGAAAAGGUUUAUUACAAAGAAUAACGGAAACUAAAGAAUCAAUGAAUAAGAAUAAGAAACAACAACAAAAACAACAAGGAAUUUUCAGUUUUGAUCCAAUGUCAAAACUUUUACAAAAUGAAGAAACAUCAGAUAUGAAAAAACCAGAAAAACCUAAAAAGGAAUCGAAUGAAGUUGCAAAGAAGAAUAAGAAAAUGAAGAAUGAAAUUGAACAAUUUACAAAUGUUUUAAAUCAUCCAGUUUUUCAAUCCAAUCCUCUUCAAGUUAUUCAACAACAUUUAAAGAAUAAGAUGAAGACACUUCCUCAAUCUUCAAACGAUAAGAAAACACCAACUCCACAACCAACUGUUAAGAAAAAUACUCAACCUAAUCCUGGACAUGCAUAUAAGAAGAAACAAGCUAGAAAAGUUAAAUUCAAUACAAAAAGAGCUAAGGAAUCUUUUGAUAAAAAUGUUGAAUCUGUUGACAAGGCAGUUGCUGGUGUUCCACCGAAUAUUAUGACAUCAAAUAUUGGCUUACCAUUAGGUGGGACUGCUCCGAUGUCGUUACUCAAGAAUAACAAACAACCUGUUAAAAUACUUACAGGAGGUAGUAUUAAUCCACUGCUACAACAACAACAACAACAACAACAUCAAAUAACAUCAGCACAUCAACAACAACAACAACAGGCACCAUCGGAACCUUCAUGGAGGGAUGAAAUUAAUAGAGAGAAGAGAAAGGAAUUAUUUUCAUUGGCAUCUAAAAUUGCUAAUAUUACACAAGAAGAUAAUAAGGACUUUUUAGAGAAAAUUGUGGAUGGUUGGAAAAAGGCUUCUUCAAAAGAAGUAUUUCUAAGUUCAAUAGCAAAAUUGAUAUUUACAAAUUAUAAACCAGCAUCUUAUACAUUAGAAAAUAUUCAAAAGGAAUUGUUUGAUUGUAUUAAUACUAAAUCUAAUAUUGGAACGAGUAAUAUUGCUUCCAAUAAUUUACAAAAUAAUAGCACCGAGGAUUUUACAGCUGUAUAUUGGAAAGUUUAUGAACAAUUGAAAAAACAUGCAGAUUUUAUUAGAGCAGAAGUUUUGACACCCUUACAAAAAAGGCUUGAGGAAAGUAAAUUAAAAUUGGAUAAAUUUCCAAAAGGAUCGAAUGAAUAUGAAAAAUUAACUAUUGACUGUACAAAACAAAAUGAAAAUGCCAAACAUUUAGAAUUUUUACUCAAUUUGUUUAAUACUCCUGAAAAAAAAACUACUUUUAAACCUAACGAGGGUCAUAUGAAAUUUAUUUCUUCUCUGAAAGAAGGUUUAAAGAAGAAAUUUAAAAUUCAAUUUGAUCAAGAUUUUGAUAUUCUGAAAUUACCAGAAAAGGAACUUCAAGCUGGUAUUGAAAUAUUGACUGAAAAUUUAGGAUUUUCAUAUUUAAUUUCAUCAAAUUCAAUUGUAGGAGAUUUAAAUUGUUUUGAUUUAAUACCCUCGACUAAGAAGAGAGAUACUAUACUGAAUUUACCACCAAAUCCUAAAAAGAGACUUGCAGCUAUAGAUAUUAUAAAACGAAGUUUGAUAAAUGAGAAAUCCUCCCUGAAACGUCAUUCAGUUCUGUAUGGACAUUCGAAUGAAUAUGCCGAUGAUUUUGAAUCCACUAUUGAUGAAUCUAAAUCUACGACUACUAAUAGAAAUAGUCUUGGUCGUUUGAUGAUGGUUGGAGGUAGUGGUGAUCGUAAGAGUCUUACCAAUUCACAUCUUCCAACACAUUUGACAAUAACUUCAUCAAGUAUUAUUACUAGUACCAACAAUAAUAAUUCAUCAUCACCGAAUUCUUCUGCUUCUUCUAAUAAGAGAUUUACAGUGUCUUUGGGCACACCAACAAAGGAUAAGAAACAACGUCAUCCGAACGACAUUAAUUCUUCCAACAAACAUUCUAAUGAUCAAUCUAACAGUCAAGAAAAAAGAUUUUCACUUGUCAAUAUGCCAAACAGCAAAAAUAUACUUAAUGACCGUAAAUCAGUUUCACUUUCUCCAAGUUCAACUACCAUUCCAAAACAUAAGAGAUUAUUACAAUUAUCACCAAACAAAUCAUCACUAACAUCAUCAGUUUCAACAUCACCAAUCUUAUCCUCAUCCUCUAACGAAGACGAAGAUAUUUUCAAUAGUUUAAAUCCAUCAAUUAAUAUACAAGAAAUAAUUGCACUUUUGAGAGAUCCAAGUGGAAUGCAAUUGUUUUAUGAGUUUUGUGAACAACAAUUAUGUACUGAAAAUAUUGAAUUAUUUAAAGAAUUAGAAAUACUUGAACAACGCUUGUCAAAUAUUUCAUCAAGUAAGAGAAGUAAACAUAUCAAAUCAAUUCAUGAUAGAUUUCUUAGUAGUUCAAGUGAUAAAGAGGUGAAUGUUUCCCAUUCAAGUAGAAAACUUGUUGAAAGAGAAAGAUUUUCAAAGAAGAUUGAUGUUGAAACUUCCAAAACAGUUUUGGAAUUUUUGAAAAGAGAUGUUUGUACAAAUCUUUUUGAUUCCUUUUCCAGAUUUAUACAAACUAAAGAAUACCGUACUUGGAGAGAAUCUAAAUGCACUAGUCAAAUGAUUAAGAAUUCAUUAGACAAUUUUGAUUGCAUUACUGAUUCCUCUAAUAGACAAUCAAUAGACGAAGAGUUAACUGGCAGUGUUAAUACUAAUACUGCAACUCUAAUUUCGUUGAGUCAUGUUAGUGAUUCUACAUUAGAUCCUGCCUGCACAAUAAUUGUAGAGGAUUUUAACCUUUGA
Messenger RNA from Naegleria gruberi, 2964 nucleotides. RefSeq lists its product as uncharacterized. The record is from RefSeq and is a predicted model, not a curated record. Gene Ontology annotation, cellular component: 90S preribosome; preribosome, small subunit precursor; nucleolus. The transcript has 3 exons. Lineage: Eukaryota; Heterolobosea; Eutetramitea; Acrasida; Naegleriidae. Gene Ontology annotation, biological process: maturation of SSU-rRNA from tricistronic rRNA transcript (SSU-rRNA, 5.8S rRNA, LSU-rRNA). Bases 1 to 2964 code for a protein of 987 amino acids.